UUGCGCUCCCCGCCACCAGCCCCACGGUCCCGGCAGCGCUCUCGGGAUGCUGCAGCCCCCGGUCCGGAGCCCUCAUUGCCCCUCCAGGCGGAGAGGCCGCUGCAAGCGCUGCCGCUCGCCCUCGGAAAGCACUAUGGAGAAAGGAGCCGAGCCUUCUACCAGCACCUCGGUGGCUUCUUCUUCUUCUUCCCCUUCAUCCUCCACCUUCAAGGAAGAACUGCUGUGUCCCAUCUGCUACGAACCUUUCCGGGAAGCUGUGACUCUUUGCUGCGGCCACAACUUCUGCAAGGUUUGCGUGAGCCGUUCCUGGGAACAUCGGCACCACCUCUGCCCUGUCUGCAAAGAACCUUCCUCCUUCGAGGACCUCCGGGUCAACCACACCCUCAACAACCUGGUGGAGAUGAUCCUCAAAGAAGAAAAGCAACGCCGGGGCCGGGCUGCUGCUCUCUGUCCUUUGCAUCACGAAGAAGCCAAGUUUUUCUGCUUGGAGGACAAGGAGCUGAUGUGCUUCGUCUGCCAGAGCUCCAAGAAACACGAAGGGCACAAGAUGAGACCCGUGCAGGAGGCAGCGGCGGAUUUCAGGGUUUCCCAGGGUGCUGAAGGAGUCUCCUCCCCGCAGGCCAAGCUGAAGAACAUGGACACCAACCUGCAGGAGAAGGCAAAGGAUUUCGGGGCCGUGAGGCGAUCCUACGAGGCCAUCUCCAAACACAACCAGGUGGAAGCAGCACGGCUGGAGGAGCAGAUUGGGAAGGAAUUUGAGAAGCUGCACGAGUUCCUGCGGGCUGAGGAGAAGGCUCUGCUGGCCCAGGUGCAGGAGGAGACACGGCACAAACGUGGGCUCCUGGAGGGCAAGAUGAAGCAGCUGGCAGAGGAGAGCCAGGCUCUGCUCCAGGAAGCCCACCACCUCCAGGAGGACCUCAAAGAAGAUGACUACACCUUCCUCAUGACCCACAAGAACCGCAAGAGGAGGAUUGCCUGCACAGCUGAGGAACCAGAGCCUGUGCCCUCAGGGAUGGUUCUUGACGUUGCCAAGUACCUGGGCUCGCUGCAGUACAACGUCUGGAAGAAGAUGUUGGACAUCAUCACCGUGGUCCCUUUCAGCUUCGACCCCAACUCAGCAGCUGGCUAUCUCUCGGUGUCUGAGGACCUCACCAGUGUCACCAACAGUGGCUACAAGCUCUUGGUGGACAACCCCGAGCGUUUCACCUCCGCCCCGUGCCUCCUUGGCUCCCGCGGCUUCUCCAGCGGUUUCCACAUCUGGGAGGUGGAGGUGGGUGACAGCAUGAACUGGCGGGUUGGGGUGGCCAGGCCCAGGAGUGACACCCCUUGGACUUUCCACCACGAUGCACGUUCUGGUUUUUGGUACAUUUACCGCUUGCCUGGGAAGGAUGGGGAGCUCUGCAGGGCUUCCAACGCCGCCCGCUCCCAGGCUGAGGCCGGGGACCUCAAAAGGAUCCGGGUGGAGUUGGACUGUGACGAAGGGGAACUCUCCUUCUACAACCCCGACCUCAAGACCCACAUCUACACCUUCCACGAGAAGUUUGGGGGCACCGUCUUCCCCUAUUUCUACGUGGGGGGGACACCCCUGGGCUCCCCACCCGAGUUCCUCCGCAUCCGUCCCCUCCAUGUCCGUGUCCACGAGGAUGUCCCCGUCUAGAGGCUGCCAUCUCCUGGAGGUGGCCACUUCUCAGGGGCUUUGAGGUUCUUCAGAUGGUUUGGGUUGGGUUGAUUUUGGUUUUUUUUUUCAGCUUUCCACAGAGGAAUUAUUAGAAAAAAAAUAAGG
Molecule: messenger RNA, 1783 nt
Organism: Calypte anna (Anna's hummingbird)
Lineage: Eukaryota; Metazoa; Chordata; Aves; Apodiformes; Trochilidae
Gene: TRIM35
Product: tripartite motif containing 35
Exons: 7
Coding region: 47-1657 (536 amino acids)
Biological process (GO): innate immune response; positive regulation of apoptotic process
Molecular function (GO): zinc ion binding; protein binding
Source: RefSeq, a predicted model, not a curated record